This is a messenger RNA of Canis lupus familiaris (dog), 769 nucleotides long. Its product is annotated as nuclear-interacting partner of ALK-like. Lineage: Eukaryota; Metazoa; Chordata; Mammalia; Carnivora; Canidae. The transcript is spliced from 3 exons. Gene Ontology annotation, cellular component: nucleus. The annotation marks the transcript as partial. The record is from RefSeq and is a predicted model, not a curated record.
CACCAGAACCCGUCCUGUGACCCCGAAGUAUGGGAACAGGAGACAGUAGUGGCCUGGAAGUUGCCGUCUAGUCCUCUCCGGAGAGCCAAACGAGCUCGCCUCUGCUCUUCUAGCAGCUCAGACACAUCUUCCCGAAGCUGCUUUGACCCCACCUCUCAGCAUAGAGACUGGUGCCCUUGGGUAAAUGUGACACUUGGCAAGGAAACCAGGGAGCAUGGUGGAACGGAGACAGAUGCCAGUAUCUCUACAGAGCCAGGCUGGAAGGCUGUGCUGAACAUCCUCUUGGCCCACAAGCAGUCCAACCAGCCAGCUGAAACAGACUCCAUGAGUCUCUCUGAGAAAUCCAGGAAAGUAUUCCGAAUAUUCCGGCAGUGGGAAUCUUUAUGCUCAUCCUGAAGACAUUCUAGCCCUUCCCAGAGAGAAGCAGAAUGAAUGACUUUGGGAAAUGAAGUCUGAAUUUCUUUGUGGUCAGCUGAUGCCAAGUUUUUUCCAUUCUGGUAUAACCAUCAGAAGCCAUCAUCCUUGCAAAAGGCAGUGAGUGUCACUCUCUGCAUCUGACUGAAGGGAAGCCUGUUUCCAUGCGGGGGUGUGGACAGGUGAGGUACAACACAUGUGGUCCUAUUAAAAGAGUGUGGGGUCACUUCAACCAGACAGAAGACCAAGGCCCUGAGCACGUUUAGUGUCUUUCCGUACUGGGCAGUGUCUCAAGGGCUCUUGUAUACUGGGAAUAUGACAAUAUGUAUUAAUAAAAUAUUUGUGAAUAUUCUUA